Messenger RNA from Caenorhabditis sp. 36 PRJEB53466, 265 nucleotides. NCBI's taxonomy places the organism in Eukaryota, Metazoa, Nematoda, Chromadorea, Rhabditida, Rhabditidae. The record is from the annotation of a GenBank genome assembly.
AUGAGAUUCUUCGCGCUCGCCUUCCUCUUCGCCCUCUUCGUCCUCGGCUCUGCCUGCAUCGGCGGAAGCGGCAGCCAGUGCUGUCCACAAGCUCAGCCGUCCUGCGGCAAUCCAUGGUUCGUUCGUCAGCUGGCCCCGAUCGCCAUCUGAUCCUUUCCAUCUUUACAGCGGAGCAGGAGUCGGUCCAGCUCCCGUCGGACCCGUCGCCUACGUCGCUCCUCCACCAGCGUAUGGUCCUGCAAACGCUUAUGCUGUUGGAAAGUAG